GGGAGCGGUUGUAAGCGCGCUGGCGAUUGGAUCGGGACCAGCGCCAAUCCGCGCGCGCGUACCAUUUUCGGAUCUGGUUGCAGACAUAUAUAAACGGGUCCGGUGUGUACCCAUCGACCAGAAGGCUUUCGAACGCUCUAGGGCUGUUUUUACGUGUCUCGAUAGCCCCGUCUCUAACUAAACCGUAAACAUGCCUAAGGUAGUCAAACAAGAGGGGGAUGAUCCCGAUCCAACCCCAUACUUGUUCGUCUCGCUGGAGCAGAAGCGUAUCGAUCAGACCAAGCCCUACGAUGCCAAGAAGUCCUGCUGGGUUCCAGAUGACAAGGAGGGUUUCAUCCUGGGUGAAAUCAAGGGCACCAAGGGUGAUCUUGUCACCGUUGGCAUCAGCGCUGGCGAGGAAAAGAACUUCAAGAAGGAACUGGUCACCCAGGUCAACCCCCCGAAAUACGAAAAAGCCGAAGAUAUGUCCAACUUGACUUAUCUUAACGACGCUUCAGUUUUGCAUAACUUGAAGCAGAGAUACUACCAUAAGUUGAUCUACACCUAUUCCGGUCUCUUCUGCGUCGCCAUCAACCCCUACAAGCGUUUCCCCGUCUACACCAACCGUUGCGCUAAGUUGUACCGUGGUAAGAGGCGUAAUGAAGUCCCACCCCACAUUUUCGCCAUCUCUGACGGUGCCUACGUGAACAUGUUGACCAACCACGAAAAUCAAUCUAUGUUGAUUACUGGUGAAUCUGGUGCCGGUAAGACUGAAAACACGAAGAAGGUAAUUGCGUACUUCGCCACCGUCGGUGCUUCCUCGAAGAAGCCGACUGAGGAAGACAAGAAGAAGGGUUCCCUUGAAGAUCAGGUCGUACAAACUAACCCGGUACUUGAAGCCUUCGGUAACGCUAAGACCGUCCGUAACGAUAACUCCUCCCGUUUCGGUAAAUUCAUCCGUAUUCACUUCGGUCCCACUGGUAAACUUGCUGGUGCUGAUAUCGAAACCUACUUGCUCGAGAAGGCUCGUGUCAUCUCCCAGCAGACCCUGGAAAGAUCCUACCACAUCUUCUACCAGAUGAUGUCCGGCUCUGUCACUGGCCUGAAACAAAUGUGCUUGUUGAGUGACAACGUCCACGAUUAUUACUUCGUCGCUCAGGGCAAAAUCACUAUCCCCAAUGUCGAUGACGGCGAGGAAUGCACCCUUACCGAUCAAGCCUUCGACGUCCUGGGUUUCACCCAGCAGGAGAAGGACGACAUCUACAAGAUCACUGCCGCUGUCAUGCAUAUGGGUUGCAUGAAGUUCAAGCAGAGGGGUCGCGAAGAACAGGCUGAAGCUGACGGUACCGAGGAAGGUGACCGUGUUGCUAAGCUUUUGGGUAUUGAGACCGCCGGUCUUUACACUGCUCUAGUCAAGCCCAGAAUCAAGGUCGGUAACGAAUUCGUCACCCAGGGCCGUAAUGUCAACCAGGUAUCCUACUCCGUGGGUGCCAUGUCUAAGGCCAUGUUCGACAGGCUGUUCAAAUUCUUGGUCAAGAAGUGUAACGAAACCUUGGACACCAAGCAAAAGAGACAGCACUUCAUUGGUGUACUGGAUAUUGCUGGUUUCGAAAUUUUCGACUACAACGGUUUCGAGCAGCUUUGCAUUAACUUCACCAACGAAAAGUUGCAACAGUUCUUUAACCACCACAUGUUCGUACUUGAACAAGAAGAAUACGCUAAGGAAGGCAUCCAGUGGGCCUUCAUCGAUUUCGGUAUGGACUUGUUGGCCUGUAUCGAGUUGAUUGAGAAGCCCAUGGGUAUCUUGUCCAUCCUUGAAGAAGAGUCUAUGUUCCCCAAGGCUACUGACAAGACCUUUGAAGAAAAGUUGAACAACAACCACUUGGGCAAGUCUGGUAACUUCUUGAAGCCCAAACCACCAAAGCCUGGCUGCCAAGCUGCUCACUUCGCCAUUGGCCAUUAUGCCGGCAACGUCGGCUACAACAUCACUGGCUGGUUGGAGAAGAACAAGGAUCCCUUGAACGACACUGUUGUCGACUUGUACAAGAAGGGUACCAACAAACUGUUGUGCGAGAUCUUCGCUGAUCACCCUGGCCAGUCCGGUGGUGCCGGUGCUGAUGCUGGCGGCAAAGGUGGUCGUGGUAAGAAGGGUGGUGGCUUCGCCACUGUAUCUUCUUCCUACAAGGAACAAUUGAACAACUUGAUGACCACCCUGAAGUCUACUCAACCUCACUUCGUCCGUUGCAUCAUCCCCAACGAAUUGAAACAGCCAGGUGUCAUCGACUCCCAUCUUGUCAUGCACCAGCUUACUUGCAACGGUGUACUUGAAGGUAUCCGUAUUUGCCGUAAAGGUUUCCCCAACAGGAUGGUCUACCCUGACUUCAAGCUCCGUUACAAAAUCUUGAACCCCGCCGCUGUUGCCAAAGAAUCCGAUGAAAAGAAAUGUGCCGCGCACAUUUUGGACAACACCGGUUUGGACCCCGAAAACUACCGCUUGGGUCACACCAAGGUAUUCUUCCGCGCCGGUAUCCUGGGUCAGAUGGAAGAAUUGCGUGACGACAGGUUGGGCAAGAUCGUAACCUGGAUGCAAUCCUGGGUCCGAGGUUACCUCUCCAGGAAGGAAUUCAAGAAGCUGCAAGAACAGCGUAUUGCUCUCCAAGUCUGCCAGAGGAACUUGCGCAAAUACCUCAAGCUCCGCACCUGGCCAUGGUACAAAUUGUGGCAGAAGGUCAAGCCCCUCCUCAACGUCACCCGCAUCGAGGAUGAGAUUGCCAAACUUGAAGAGAAGGCACAGAAGGCCACCGAAGCUUUGGAACGCGAAGUUAAGGCCAAGAAGGAACUGGAAGGCCUCUACGCCAAGCUCCUCGCCGAAAAGACUGACCUCCUGGGUAUGCUGGAAGGCGAGAAGGGCUCCCUCUCCGAAUACCAAGAGAAGUCCAACAAAUUGGCUGCCCAGAAGAGCGAUCUUGAAUCCCAACUCCAGGAAACCCAAGACCGCUUGAGCCAGGAAGAAGAUUCCCGCAACCAGCUCUUCCAACAGAAGAAGAAAUUGGAGCAGGAAAUCUCUGGCUACAAGAAGGACAUCGAAGAUCUCGAAUUGAGCGUCCAGAAGUCCGAACAAGAUAAGGCCACCAAAGACCACCAGAUCCGCAACUUGAACGACGAGAUCGCCCACCAGGAUGAGCUCAUCAACAAGCUCAACAAGGAGAAGAAGAUGGCCGGUGAAAACAACCAGAAGGUGUCCGAGGAACUCCAGGCCGCCGAAGACAAAGUCAACCACUUGAACAAGGUGAAAGCCAAGUUGGAACAAACCUUGGACGAAUUGGAAGACUCCCUGGAACGCGAGAAGAAGCUCCGCGGUGAUGUUGAGAAGUCCAAGAGGAAGGUUGAAGGUGACCUGAAACUUACCCAGGAAGCCGUCGCCGACUUGGAACGCAACAAGAAGGAAUUGGAACAGACCAUCCAGCGCAAGGACAAGGAAAUCUCCUCCCUGACCGCCAAGUUGGAAGACGAACAGUCCGUUGUUGGCAAGCUCCAGAAACAGAUCAAGGAACUCCAGGCCCGCAUCGAAGAAUUGGAAGAAGAGGUUGAGGCCGAGCGUCAAGCCCGCGCCAAGGCCGAGAAACAGCGCGCUGACCUGAGCCGCGAACUCGAGGAAUUGGGUGAGCGUCUUGAGGAAGCCGGUGGUGCUACCUCCGCCCAGAUUGAGCUCAACAAGAAGAGGGAAGCUGAGUUGGCCAAGCUCCGCCGCGACUUGGAAGAAUCCAACAUCCAGCAUGAAGGUACCUUGGCUAACUUGCGCAAGAAGCACAACGAUGCCGUCUCUGAAAUGGGUGAACAGAUUGACCAACUCAACAAGCUGAAGGCUAAGGCUGAAAAGGAAAAGUCUCAAUACUUCGGUGAACUCAAUGACAUGCGCGCUUCCGUCGAUCACUUGGCUAACGAAAAGGCUGCCUGUGAAAAGAUCUCCAAGCAAUUGCAACAACAGUUGAACGAUGUCCAGAGCAAACUCGAUGAAACCAACCGCACCUUGAACGACUUCGAUGCCGCCAAGAAGAAGCUUUCCAUUGAAAACUCCGACUUGCUCCGCCAGUUGGAGGAAGCCGAAUCCCAGGUGUCGCAGUUGAGCAAGAUCAAGGUAUCCCUGACCACCCAAUUGGAAGACACCAAGAGGUUGGCCGAUGAGGAAGCCCGCGAACGCGCCACUCUUUUGGGCAAGUUCCGCAACCUGGAACACGACUUGGACAACAUCCGCGAACAAGUCGAGGAGGAAGCCGAGGCCAAGGCUGACAUUCAGAGGCAGUUGAGCAAGGCUAACGCCGAAUCUCAAUUGUGGAGGUCCAAGUACGAAUCCGAAGGUGUUGCCCGCUCCGAGGAAUUGGAAGAGGCCAAGAGGAAGUUGCAAGCCCGCCUUGCUGAAGCCGAGGAAACCAUCGAAUCCCUCAACCAGAAGGUCGUCGCUUUGGAGAAGACCAAGCAGCGCCUGUCCACCGAAGUCGAAGACUUGCAACUGGAAGUCGACCGUGCCACCGCUAUUGCCAACGCCGCCGAGAAGAAGCAGAAGGCAUUCGACAAGAUCAUUGGCGAAUGGAAGCUGAAGGUUGAUGACUUGGCUGCUGAAUUGGACGCCAGCCAGAAGGAAUGCCGCAACUACUCCACCGAAUUGUUCAGACUUAAGGGCGCUUACGAAGAAGGCCAGGAACAAUUGGAAGCCGUCCGCCGUGAGAACAAGAACUUGGCUGAUGAAGUCAAGGACUUGCUCGACCAAAUCGGUGAGGGUGGCCGCAACAUCCAUGAAAUCGAGAAGGCCAGGAAGCGCUUGGAAGCCGAGAAGGACGAGCUCCAGGCUGCUUUAGAAGAAGCUGAAGCUGCCUUGGAACAGGAAGAAAACAAGGUUCUCCGCAGCCAGUUGGAACUGUCCCAGGUCCGCCAGGAAAUCGACCGCCGCAUCCAGGAGAAGGAAGAAGAAUUCGAAAACACCCGCAAGAACCACCAACGCGCCUUGGACUCCAUGCAAGCUUCCCUGGAAGCCGAAGCCAAGGGUAAGGCUGAAGCUCUCCGCAUGAAGAAGAAGCUUGAAGCUGAUGUCAACGAACUUGAAAUCGCUCUUGACCACGCCAACAAGGCUAACGCCGAGGCCCAGAAGACCAUCAAGCGUUACCAGCAACAGCUCAAGGACACCCAGACCGCUUUGGAAGAGGAACACCGUGCCCGCGACGAGGCCCGCGAAGCCCUUGGCAUCUCGGAACGUCGUGCCAACGCUCUCCAGAACGAAUUGGAAGAAUCCCGCACCCUGUUGGAACAGGCCGACCGCGCUCGCCGCCAGGCCGAACAGGAAUUGGGCGAUGCUCACGAACAGUUGAACGACCUCUCUGCCCAGAACUCUUCCAUCUCUGCCGCCAAGAGGAAACUGGAGGCCGAGCUCCAGACCCUCCACUCCGACCUGGACGAGCUCCUCAACGAAGCCAAGAACUCCGAAGAGAAGGCUAAGAAGGCCAUGGUUGACGCCGCUCGUCUCGCCGAUGAGCUCCGCGCCGAACAAGACCACGCCCAGACCCAGGAGAAACUCCGCAAGGCUCUUGAGACCCAGAUCAAGGACCUCCAAGUCCGCUUGGAUGAAGCCGAAGCCAACGCCCUCAAGGGAGGCAAGAAGGCCAUCGCCAAGUUGGAACAGCGCGUCCGCGAAUUGGAGAACGAAUUGGACGGCGAACAGAGGAGACACGCCGAUGCCCAGAAGAACCUCAGGAAGUCCGAGCGUCGCAUCAAGGAGUUGAGCUUCCAGGCUGAGGAGGACCGCAAGAACCACGAACGCAUGCAGGACCUCGUCGACAAACUCCAACAGAAGAUCAAGACCUACAAGAGGCAGAUCGAGGAAGCCGAAGAGAUCGCCGCCCUCAACUUGGCCAAGUUCCGCAAGGCCCAGCAGGAGUUGGAAGAAGCCGAAGAACGCGCCGACCUCGCCGAACAAGCCAUCUCCAAGUUCCGCGCGAAGGGACGUGCCGGUUCCCAAGCCAGAGCAGGCAGCCCUGUGCAACGCAAGCCUUUGUCGGCGUUAGAGUAACAACUUUCAAAGAUCACCACGAUCCCGCCCACACAUGGACGGCAUGACCUUUCCACCCAGGUUCGACCUUGCCCCUGAAAUGGACAUGUAAAGAGUAACACCAAUGCGCCGUGUUAACAGCAUUCUAUCAGUCACUAAAAUCAAGCCAAACCAAAUUCUAUGUAUUAUAAUUUAUUAAUGGAUAUCUGAAAUAGUACGCCAGCUAAAAUUUGAUUAACACGCGCACGACAGGUUCAUUUUUGCGGCGCAAGAAAUGCAAAAUAAAUCAAACAAAGCAAAUUUCUUUUUUCUAUUUCUCAUUUUUGAAUUUAAUUAUUAUUAAUUAUAAUUUUAUUUUAUUCAUUCGUUAUUUGGUUAAAUCGGUUUUUCCUUUAUUCGGCCAUCACAAAACUAUUAAUCGUUGUACAUUAAUUUAUAAUUAAUAUUAAUUAAUUGAUUAUUAUUCCGAACGCCAUAUAUUGACAAAACGCGAGAGUAGUAAAGAUCCAAAAGCGCGCACGUAACUUUCGGCCUCCGCCGCCCGACGAUGUUCGAAGCGGGCUGACCCGCGGAGGGCCGGUACCACUAAUCGAAAGAGACACGUACCCACCACCCAUAGCAAUAUGACCGAGCGACCGGACUUCGCGGAAAUGCGCGACUACGCCAGCGCGGGCACGCGCGCCGAAAGCUACUUGCUGCCAAAGAACAACCGAAUAGAACGAAUGUGAUCGAUGUAACAAGAUUGUAAUCAAUUAACAACGAACAAUUACAAAUUCAUAAUAAUGCCAUUUCUAUUCUAUCUACUAUUAUCCUAGAAUUACGUUAUAGUUAUAUGUGUGACAGAAAUGUAUAUGGCUUAAGUUUACAAAUAAAAACAAGUUAUAUCUCGUUUAAAAUAAA
Dalotia coriaria is the source of this 6919-nucleotide messenger RNA. RefSeq names its product myosin heavy chain (gene Mhc). The transcript has 26 exons. Gene Ontology annotation, molecular function: actin filament binding; microfilament motor activity; ATP binding. Lineage: Eukaryota; Metazoa; Arthropoda; Insecta; Coleoptera; Staphylinidae. The coding region runs from base 191 to 6040 and encodes 1949 amino acids. Gene Ontology annotation, biological process: muscle contraction; sarcomere organization. Gene Ontology annotation, cellular component: myosin II complex; cytoplasm; myosin filament. The record is from RefSeq and is a predicted model, not a curated record.